UUUUAAUGCAAUAUUGAUGAUAAUACAGUUUAAUUUGUGAUAAUAUUAUGAGAUAAAUAAGUGAAAAGUAACUCGAUACCCUAAAAAAUGGCAGUUCAAAAUAUUGCAGUAAAGCUUUGCGGGGUGCUACAGUCAAAGGAUGAAGGAGAGGUUACAGCACGAGAAUGGCGCUUAGUGGGCCAGGAGCAAGAUGGGUCACAGUUGUUAACCUGGAUAUCAACAAAAAAUGGCCAUGAUGUGAUGAAUGUUGGUGUUUACAAAAAUAAAACUAAAACAUUAGAUAUUUUAAACACAUUUGAUGAAAAACUUAAUAUUAUCCAAGCAUCUGUUAACUCAAGUCACAGCUUACUAGUCUAUGUGGUUAAAGUAGUACCAUCUGAAGAUGGUGCAGACAAAGAGGCCAUAUAUUGCCCAUUUCUGAUAUCCUUGUUACCUGAUAAAGUUAAUAUGCCAGAAGAGGUUGAGGAAGGAUCCACAAAACAGAUCAUGUUACAGUUUGUCUAUGGCAAGAGUAAUAAGUACAGUCCAGGCAUAAGGAAUGACCGUUUUCUGCUUUUCAAGCAUUUGGAAUGCAUUAAAAUAUAUCGUUCACCGCUGUUCCUCAACGAAUGUGAGGAUGGCACGGAGAAGUGGGGCUUCGAUGGCAUAUAUCCUCAACCUGAGACUAUUGUAAACAUCUUCUCUUGGGCACAGUGGGACUGUGUUAAUCAGGUUCUUUUCUAUAUCCACUACCGCUCACCGACGCAGAGCUUCGCCGAGGGUGAAGAGGUCAAGUCGCCUUCUGAGCUGACGCCCACGCUCUCAGCGUUGCAAUUCCACGCGGACCUGCCUCACGAAACGGUGUUAAAUAUUCCCCUUAGUCUACCGCAUGUACCAGGAGCGCAUGGCGCCGCAGCAGCUUGCGGUUCGUACGAAGACGAUCCCAUACCGCUCCGUGUACACGACUGUAGCCUUGACUUGUACAUAGUGUGCGAUCAGCGUGGUAUGCUGUGUGUCUGUCACCACUAUUUGUAUAAGCCUCUCGAUGACUCCACCAGUUCUCUGGUGUUAGAUGACGUAGACCUGAAGGAUUCCGGCGUGAACUUUGCAUACUCAGUGACGCUUUUGCAUCACGGUUGCGUGGUGCACAGCGUAGUGCCCGACCUGCCGUGGUCGCUCGCCAAGUCUUUGCGACCUUCUUACACCCUUUACAAUGACAACCAUCUUCUCGUCAACAUACCGAUGUUAUUCACCCACAUUUUGGACAUCAGUCCCCAGCACGAGCCGUGCUGCCACAUCGUUAUCCCCAUGGACCCCAGCGACAGUGGCCCCAGCCUGGCCCCACUGCACGGCUGGGGACCGCACACUAUGGUCGACCUUAACACCUUAGACGUGGUGACUAUGGGCGUCUCGGAAAAAGACCUCACGUCGACGUUCAAAAGCGACACGGUGAUCGAAAAUAAACUAGCCAUAAUGCAUUAUGUGAUACAGCAUGAAGGGAACAUGGAUUUGGCCGAGGAGCUGAUCUCGUGGCUCUGUUUAAACCAACACGACGGUCUGGGCGGCCUGCAACGGGUGAUGCAAGAGUACCUGAUCGGCACCACGUACGCGGUCACCCGCCGCUCUCUGCCCGCCUCCGCAGUGGGCCUGAUGAACUGGCUGCCGUUCACGUUACACUUGAAGUUUGCUGACGUCAAGGCCGGUAGCGCGACCGUGUGCGUGUCAGUGAGUGCGUUGUGGCGCGGCGCGGCGGCGGCGGUGGUGUUGGCGCCGAGACAGCGCGUGGCCCAGUUCGCCGAGGACGCGUGGACGCGGCUGUGGAUCGCCCUAUGCGCCCUCGCCAUACCCAAGAACAGGCUGCGGCCCGACCACGUGCGGGACAGGCUUGCUGUCACGCUGCACUGCUACCAGCCGGAAGCUCUAUCCCGCUGCAGUACGCCGAUGUCCCCCACCGGGCCACCAAUCCCCGCGCGGAGGCCGUCUCUCGUGGCGCAGGACUCACUGCCCUUCAUGGAGCUGGACGUCUGUACCACCAGCAAACAGGAGCAUGUUAUUGCCGCGAACCUCCGUGCGGUGAGCGUCCACCUGAUGACAGAGAGUAGCAACUGUAACUCUGGCGCGUUGGAGAGCGGGGUCCACGCACUGGCCACACGGUGGGCCGCGGCCCAGCUGGAUGCGGCCCGCGCGCUGUGCCGGGCCGUAGUACGCGCCGUCGGGGCCGUACCACAGCCGCACCAGACGCGCGGCUUUCCGUUCAUCGAUGAGAUGGAAAGCACGCACGCGUUGAUCCUUCUCAAGACACUGGAACAGUACUACGUGGCGACGGACUCCAUUGCGUUCCCGUUGCCGCAGGGCUUCAGUUCGUUCUUCACGUACCUCGGGUACCGCACGCUGCCCUUCCACGCGUUCGCGCAGUACGUGCACCGGAACGUGUUCGAGCUGCAGAUCGACGUGCUCAAGGCCAUCAUAGCUAGCAAAGAUGACGACAAGAAACGCUCCGUGAACAACAAGCUGCGCCUCAUACAAAUCGUGGGCGAGGCGCGCGGACGGCGCGCGCUGGCGGCGUGGCCCAGCCGCGCCGCGCUCGUGUUGCGUGCGCGCGAUCACGCCGCCGCGCUGCUAAGCGGUGUCACCGCGCCCACGCGCGACCACGCGCCGCACCGCCCCGUCAAGGACACCGGUAUAGCAGCAUUGCCUUCAGGUGAACGCCUGUCUCCUCUUGACACGUUCCUGGAUUUGUUGACCGCGAAGGCAAGCCUCAACGAGCUGGACUUUAAUCUCAUCAUAGAAGCCACCCUGGCCUCAGUACAGCAAGAGACCAAUGCGUAACUUAUUGCAAUCAUUAUUACCAACUAAGUUUAUUUAUUAAUUUAUUUAGUAUGUCUUGUAUUUUAAAGAUGUUUUUGAGGCGAAAAAAAGUGAUAAAAAUAUGUAACACGUCAAGUUAACUUACUAUAUAUAGUUGGGAAACGACAAGUUCAGCCGAUCGUCCAUUGUAUAGUUUCUAAUGCCCGUUCGACUUCAAAGUGAAGGCAUGCGUAAAGGCAUUUUUAACAAGACUUUAAAUAUUCUUUUACGAAAUAUUCACCAUGGCUCGUUCACUUCGGGCCUCUAAUGGGAUUUACAGGUUACUGAGCGCCUGAUUUAGAUAUUACAAUGUACGGUCAACAACUCAGUGCAAUAUUUCAGUAAAAAUUUAACACCUCACUACUAAACAAAUAUAAAGUUUUUUUUUUUUUAAUUCUGAUAAUUGUAUACAUACUGUACUUUUCUAUAUUCUGGCACCUUCUGACUUUUGAGAAAAGCACAAAAAAAUUUCUUACGAUAUUCGUUAGGUCCCAAUUAUUAUUAUAUAAGAAUCUUGAGCUGAAACCAUAGUCGUUCUAAGCUAAUAGACAGUUUUAUUUUCUUGAAUCGCUGUACCGAUUUUGGUGUAUCAUUUGCAUUCCAUUACUGUGUUUUCAUUUUUGUAAUAUUAAAAAUUAGAACAUAGGUACUACAGUACAAGUUAAUAUUAAGAGUUUUACAGAUGGUUAAGACAUUCCAUUUUAUGUGCAAUCUUAGUGCAAUAAACAUGUAGGAAGAAAAUAAAACACUCUCAUA
This is a messenger RNA of Pararge aegeria (speckled wood butterfly), 3582 nucleotides long. It is a transcript of the gene pigeon, whose product is annotated as protein pigeon. Gene Ontology annotation, biological process: positive regulation of amyloid-beta formation. The transcript has 14 exons. Gene Ontology annotation, cellular component: trans-Golgi network. NCBI's taxonomy places the organism in Eukaryota, Metazoa, Arthropoda, Insecta, Lepidoptera, Nymphalidae. The coding region runs from base 88 to 2808 and encodes 906 amino acids. The record is from RefSeq and is a predicted model, not a curated record.